CCUUUCAGCUUUCGUUUUCUCUCACUCUUUAAGCUACCAAAAACUAUUUCCUGUCCGUAGAUUUCUCUUUCAUUUUUUCUUCUUCUUGCAAGUUUUCUCAUGCACCCACUUUGAGCAAAAGAAUUCCCACCUGCAUUUUGCCUUUUCCACCCAAUAAAAAUCUGGAAUUUUACGUAAAUUAGAGACGAUAUUUUACUGGAAGAGAAUUUUGGGCUAAUAAUGGCUGGGAAUCAAGAAAAAUGGAGGGCUUUCAGACCUUUGCUUACAGUUGUAUGGAGCUUUCUGUUGGCUUCAAUAUUUGUUUCUGCUGAAAGAAGAAGCUCAAAGCAGAGAUUUCUAUCAAAUAAUGCAAAUGGGUUUGCACAUUCUGAUUCUUAUUCGGAUGUUUUAAAAAAUUGUCUGAAUUUUAUAUGGCAAGCCAACAAAUCUGGGUACCAGCACGUUUGGCCGGAUCUGAAAUUCAACUGGCAAAUUGUUGUUGGUAGCAUAAUUGGAUUUCUCGGAGCAGCUUUUGGAAGUGUUGGUGGCGUUGGCGGUGGUGGGAUAUAUGUUCCCAUGCUUACUCUUAUUAUUGGAUUUGAUCCCAAAUCGGCGACCGCUAUCUCAAAAUGUAUGAUCAUGGGAGCUGCAGUCUCGACCGUUUACUAUAAUCUUAAGCUCAGGCAUCCGACAAUCGACAUGCCAAUUAUUGACUAUGAUUUGGCAGUUCUUAUCCAACCUAUGCUUAUGCUAGGCAUUAGCAUUGGAGUUGCAUUCAAUGUGAUAUUUGCCGAUUGGAUGGUCACUAUUCUUUUAAUUGUGCUCUUUAUAGGCACAUCAACCAAGUCUUUUUUCAGAGGAGUUGAAACAUGGAAGAAAGAAACUAUCAUGAAAAAGGUAAUCACUUCAACAUUUUUACGCAGUUGGUGGCAUUAUGGUUUGGUUAUAAAAAAUAGACCAAAAUAUAAAAAAGACGCGCCGCUUCCUUUUGCUGCCUAUACUAAAAAAUAUAGCCACUGGUUAUCUCCAUCUACCAAACAGCAACAAGAAGCUAAACCUUAUCGCGCACAAAGCAUGAGUAGGAAAUCAUUGAACACGCACAAAGUUUGCGGUGCCUUCAGAAUUACACUAGAGUUUUGA
This is a messenger RNA of Olea europaea var. sylvestris, 1119 nucleotides long. Its product is annotated as sulfite exporter TauE/SafE family protein 3-like. Lineage: Eukaryota; Viridiplantae; Streptophyta; Magnoliopsida; Lamiales; Oleaceae. The transcript has 7 exons. The coding region runs from base 220 to 1119 and encodes 299 amino acids. Gene Ontology annotation, cellular component: Cul4A-RING E3 ubiquitin ligase complex; membrane. The record is from RefSeq and is a predicted model, not a curated record. Gene Ontology annotation, biological process: protein ubiquitination.